This is a messenger RNA of Notodromas monacha, 5058 nucleotides long. The record is from the annotation of a GenBank genome assembly. Lineage: Eukaryota; Metazoa; Arthropoda; Ostracoda; Podocopida; Cyprididae.
CCGCAGGUUCGCGGCUUCAACAAGAUACAAGAUCAAGAUGAUGAAGAGGAAGUGGAAGUGGAAGUGGAGGAUGAAGAUCAAUCCGAACAAUCCGAAAACGAAGCUCCGGAUAGCAACGCUGCAGAACCAGUUGGCAGCGCUGAAAGAUACCAAAAUGUCGUCAAAGACCAUUUCCGUCGCCCGCGAUUGUUUCAACAGCCAGUCAUGGCGCAGUGUCAUCUCAGCGAAGGGAAAUCGUGCUUCAAGGAUGCAGAUUGCCUUUGCCCUCACAAAUACGCUUGCCUCACUGGCAUGUGCUUGAGGAAAAAUAUCAUCCGGCUUCACUUCUCUGGUGACGGGAAAACUGAACCCGGGCUCGAUCAGGGUCCCUUUUGUAGUCCGAAGCGGUCUAGUGUCCCCAGGUUGAAUCGUCCGUAUAUCGAUGUGUCCGCAUUUUGGGGUCUCAGCACUCGCGAAUUUCCAGAUGCCGGCUUGGCGGCCUGGGACGCGUGUGGAGCCAGGAGCAGGAUAUCUCUGGCAGCAGCUCUUCUCAGCAAGACUCCGAGGCUUAGGCCAGCGGAGAACUCUGUUGUUCUUCUUUCUGGACGUUUCUUUCGGCUGCUUCGAAUCUACCUGUCACCAAAAAGGCUGCGAAUCAUCAGCGACGGAACGGCAUCGGAGGCUCGCUCGUCCCGGGACAACUCGUACGCCGACUCGUCCAGUGACCGAACCCUGCUCUAGCUAAGUCCUCGCGUGAAACCCUAACCUUUUACUCUAGGAGAAAAAAAAUCGAGGAAAAUAAGCGACAGAUGAACUUUUACCAUAUCGAGACAUUUCAAUCAAGGAACAUUCCGGGUGUCCUGUGUGUCGUGUAUUCUUCUUGUUUGAUGUCCGGUUGUGUCGGCGCGUUGCCUCGAGAAGGCGCUUUCUCAGAUGUCGUUUCGUGCGAAUUUGCAAGUUGCAUAUCUUCAUUGAAAGUAGAAGCCUGCGACAAAGAUUUCUGACAUGUCCAUCAUAAGAGAAUGAUAAGCCGGUCAAAGGUAAGACCAUAGCACACGCCGAAGUAAAACCCUCAAUCUUCUCGAAGAACAAGAACCCCGGAAACUUUCAAUCUUGAUCCUUUCCACGAUGUUGAAAUGACUAAGUUGGGGAGAAAUUAAGACUCGUCAGGAUUUUUUAGCGCGUUAAACAGCGACGCACUUUGCAGUAAACUGAAUGCCCGUUGAAAUCAUCCCAAAUUAUCGAUUGCAUUUAAAAUAUUGACGGGGAAAAUCGCCGGCAGCCUACGCUUGAAAGAAAAAGCAUUCAAAGCAACUUAUCUUGAUGAGUUGAACAUGAAACUUUGAAAAUUGUUGAAUGGUUGAAUGAAGCCUUGCUUACUUUUCUGUUAGUUUCCUCGUCAUCGACUUGCGUCAAGCUUAGAGCUGAUUGCCGAAGCGAUACCAGCGAAACGCUUUAUUUCUGCUAAGUUUCCCUAUGAGACCAGGCUCCUCUACUUUUUGGCGCACAUGUCGCCUUCGGUAUCGGAUUUUAGAGCCUGAUGCAGAAAUACUCGAAAUGGGGACACCAGGGAUGAUCUUGCAUCAGAAUGCUUAGACACCUUGGAUCGUUUCUCUGAGGAACAACGGAGAAAUAUUCAGUCCACGCUGAACAUUAAUUUUUGCAAAGAGAUUUCGGGGAUCCCCGCGGUAGGAGUCGAACUCGUGACCUUUGUCUUGAGUAUUUCGUCGCGUCGGGAGCAAACCCGCGCAGCCCAGGUCAUAUUCUUCCUAGGCAUUCAGUGGGCAACCCUCUUGGCGUACAGUAAAACAUUUGCAUGGGAUUCUGAUCCGCGAACGAGAUGUGAUUGACGUGACGCGCUGUAUGUUACCCCCCUGUUACCCCCGGCGAUUUCAACCAGCUCCCGGAGCAGCACCCUGCUACGUAUUUUUGCAGCACGGCAGCUGGAACCGCCUAUAGUCGACUUGUGCUUUACGUUCACUCCAUUCCCUCGGGCAUUCUAACCACAAUGCAUAUUGGACAAAGGAAAUAUCAAUUUGGGAAUUCGGACAUAUGAUCUCUGUGGAGAGCUCGGAGUCACCGGAAAGGAAUUUAUAUUUGGCAAGGUUAAAGGGUUUCCAUUCGCGUAUUUUCUCUCGUCAAUUUGCCGUCAGCAGUUGUUUGCUUUCCGCGUCGGCUAAUCUUUGUCACGGCGUUGAACUUGCUCCAUGUUCCCCGUUUUCCGUAAACGCCCUCAGGCAAUUCGCUUUUCAUCGUCUCGUAAAUGGGUAAUGAGUGUUGAAUCUGAUGUAUCAUAGCUUAAGUACUCCACUUUUCGUGGUUGGAGCUUGUGUGUGCUGUAAAUAUGGGUGUUUGAGAUUGCUUGUGGGCGUUUGCUUGUAGAAAAUCCCUCACUAAUGCGUCAAACUUGAGAAAUGGCGGAAAGAAAUUUUUCUGGCUUAUUCAAAUAUAGCGAGACCACAGAGUUCACUUGGGCGAAUGAAUCUUGAAAAGAUUCCGAUUUAAAAAGAGCAAAAUUCAACAAGAUCAUAGUGUACACUCUGCUAUCCCAGUUUUCAUCUCACUGGAAUUUUUUACAAUUGUAUAGUUCUUGAAUGUUGAUAUCAACUCACUGACCAUUCCAAAAGACUCUCAAGACUUUGAAUUGCUGCUCUCCGUUCGGACUCUUGAUGCCGCAUUGCUAGCAAUCCGUCGGAUUAUUUCUCGUUUAUUUCUGGAUACGCUUUUCAAUAAGCGCUCCAAGUCCGAGAAAAAAGUACAAUAGUCUCAAAUGACGGCAGAUUUAUAUAGGUGUGUAAUUUAUGUACAGUACUUGAGGUCGUGAUAAUUCACUUGGGGUUAUCGCUCGUCCAAAUGAACCCUGGAGUUGAGAAAAGAAAUGCCAGGCAAAGACAGGGCCGACGGAUGUCUGCUGUAAACUAUGAGCAGAGCCCUUGCAGGAGACAUUCCUGGGCCGUUUCGGACGCCUGUGACAGACUGACCCAGGUGUCGCCACUUGACCGGCCCGCGACAUCCAUACUCGCCUCAACCGUGUUUCGUGUAAUUCUGUAACUAGAAACGCUUCUCAGACGUGAUUCACCGUGUAACCAGAGCCAGGCUCGUUUUUCCCUCCGUGUAUAGUUUACCCCGCCAAGCUUCUUGAGGGUUCGCCAAGGUUGAUCAGCAUUGGAGAACCGCUUUUAGACCCUGUCCUCAAUCCAGGUGACGUAAAAUAAAAUAAUCAUAAUUCUUGUCUUCCUCCUUUAGAAAAGCCUUCCGGAAACCUCUCAGAUAUUAAUCCCGCUCUGUACAUGAGAGUCUAAAGAAACGUCUUCCUCAAAGGUUGAAAAAGUGUUCACCUUGUGUUCUGUUGGCGAUUCAAGAGACACUAGAAAUCGUUAAGCGUGAAUAACUUGAAUAAUUUACAUGCCUUGAAGAUUUUAUUUAAUCUUAAUAGUUUUAAAACACACGAGUUGCAUUGCAAAAAUGCAGGUAAAUGUAGCUGAGGCGUUCACGUCUAUUUGCGAAAAAUAUGUCCCAAUCUAACGCGGCAACUCGUUUCAAUCUCUUUCCCAGUAUGCCAAAACCUCUUUUCCUUCUUCGACAAUUUUAAAGUUUGCAAUGAAUGGAUUUCAAGAUUAGUCUUGUAAGCACAAAAAAGAUUCUAUCAGCUUGAUCUUUCUACAGUUUUUUUUGAACAUUUAUAAGAAUCGAAGCCCAACAUGUAAAAACGUUUCUCCUGAUCACCUUUAGAGUUCGGUAGAAAAAAAUGCGAAAACUUUCGUAGGCUUGAGCAUACAGCGAGUGAGCUGGAAGAUCAAGGCAUGAAGACAUUUAGAACCUGUACUUGGAAACUAGAUGCAUGCAAGAGAAGAUACGAAAAAAGAAAACCGAAAGAAGAAACCAAAAAAAUACCGGAGUCUUCCAUAACGUUUAAGUGAGAGUAAAUCAUCGCAUAUUUUCACCGUUCCACAAAAUCCCAUCGAAGGGCGACAACUUAUUUUUUGGCUGGUCAGAAACAAUUUUCGGUUCCUCCUGAAUUCGCCGCAAGAGAAAAAUUCUGCAACUCCCGUCAAUCGCGAGGGAAUCCGUUCCCUUUCCUUGUCUUAUCCGAACUUUGGGAACCGAUGGAGGAAUUCAGGAUCCCGAAAAUUCCUUUGGCGAGGGUUUUUGAAUUAGUUUCGGACCCUUGUAGAGGGUUCAGACGGGCCUCAACCAGCUUUCCUAAAGCUUCUCUGGGGUCCAUUUUUCCUAAAAAAAAAGAAUCACCUGCUUAGUCUUGGGAUUCUCGAAUUUUCUGCGCAAUCCUCUGGGAUAUUUACGAGACCAUCGGAAAAUCGCCGAGCUCAGUCUAACAUGUUGAAAUGGAACAUAUCUCUGUGAAUGUACCAGGUUCAUAUCAAACGACCAUCCGGGGCAUUGCGCAGAGGAACCCGAGAUUCCUGGGGGUGAAUCUAACCAUUAUUUACGCAGCUGUAAUGAAAUGAAUGCUUCAUAAAUCUUUGUUGUUCACUAGUUAAUUGGGAAUGCUUGUCAUCACUAGCAUCGCUUAGAAUUGCAGCGACAAGAAACAGAUGUAGAGCUGAAUGCAGAGGACUAUAGUCACUUGAGGAAAGCGUCGUACGAGUAGUCUUAUCGCGAUGUUGGCAUGUUCGUUUCCAUCAUCCGGGCUUUUUAUUAUUUUCAAAUCCCGUCUCUCUUUUUCUCCGAUUCAACCUUCAACGAGGAAAAAAAAAUACAGAUCUGACAAUAGAUGCUGCCAGGCAUCGUGCGGCUCCUAUAGGUUUUCAGGUGACGCGGUUGAGCCUGGCUGAGACGUGGAACCCUUGGGUCUCACGGAGAGCUUGACGCCCACGUGAGAAGAAGAAAAAAAAAUGCACUGCUGAUAAACCAUGGCUUGACUAUAUAUUUUUUUUCGGUUUCCGCGACUUCGUAUUGAUAAUGCGUGAGCGUGAGUCCCGAGGGAAAAACUUUUCUCUUUUUGUCGCAUCCGCGUCGAUGUAUCGCUAUGCGCAGCCUUCCGCUUGCGGCGCUGCUGAAUGAUUCGCUGGUAUGCAUCAACGAUUCAAAUAAAACUAUGGAGCACUGGAACCUCCGGAA